CACAGCAAGACACGCGUGUCUCGGGAGACUCAUCUGAUCUCAGCUGCUCCACACUGAGGCUCAGUGUACCUGCAGCGCUCCACACCGGCACAUUAACACCUCUACCCACCUCUGCUGACAGGACUCCUCCACCUGCUCUUCGGCUCCAACUGUGUGACAGGACCUUCGCACGCAGCGGACUCUUAGUCUCUGCAGGGGCACUAAACGGAGAAGUUUGCCCUCCUGGUUUAUUUAAGAUGAAACUUGAAGUUUUCUCUGCGCACCACUUCGCACAGAAGCCGCUGGAGUUGUGCUUGGACGCAGACAGGGGAGUUCCGUCUCCUCUGUCCGCAGAUGAGCUCGGCUCGGACGGGGACUGCAUGGCCAACAGCCCGGCACCUGUCUCCCAGAGCGGGGACGGGAAAGGGAAACCCUACACCCGCAGACCCAAACCCCCUUAUUCCUACAUCGCUCUGAUCGCCAUGGCCAUCCGGGAGUCCAGCAGCGGCCGCCUCACGUUGGCAGAGAUCAACGACUACCUGAUGAAGAAGUUCCCGUUCUUCCGUGGCAGCUACACCGGCUGGAGAAACUCCGUGAGACACAACCUCUCCCUCAAUGACUGCUUCCUCAAAGUUCUGCGGGACCCGUCCAGGCCCUGGGGCAAGGACAACUACUGGAUGCUGAACCCGCACAGCGAGUACACCUUUGCCGAUGGGGUGUUCCGCCGCAGGAGGAAACGCAUCGCCAAGGUGCCCUCCAAGGAGCAGGAAAGCCCGGACAUCCUCAGUGAGGACACCCACCUCUCUGUCCCGGAGGAGAGAGUGGCAGCCAAGUUCUCCAGCUCCUUCGCGAUCGACAGCAUCCUCAGCACGCCGUACAAACGGAAAGAGGACAGUCACGCCGACGCACAGAGCUCCGGCCACCUAUUGUAUUGGCCCCAAGGGCCCCUCAUAAUGCCUUACUCUCUGAACUACCCGGUGCAGCACACGUACCUGUCAGAGGUGGCGUACAGCAGCACAGAGCCCGGAAGGCAGGCGCCUUCACACCUGCAGCAGCCAUCCGCGCACGCCGGCGCACCUAGGGCCGCCUUCAGGAAGCCCAGCAAAGCUCGAGGCUUCCACAUAGACUCACUGCUGUCCUGAAACAGCUGGGGUGCUGUCAGACUCUGAUUAUGAACCACGAUGGGCACUUUGGUGAACGCGCUUCCUGCUGGCAGCGCUGUCAAACUGUGCGCAACUUCUCACCCUGACCAAGCUGCUGUAGACUCAUUGACAGUUAACCAUAAUAAUAAUAAUAAUAAUAAUAAUAAUAAUAAUGAAUAAAUAAAUAUAGCGAACUGUCAGAAAACGUGAAAUUGAUGCGUGCGCGCUGGUGUGCGCGUACACGUCAGAUUUAUUUUGUAGAGUGCAUGUUUGUGUAUUUGUGGUUCGUUGGUCAUUUCUGCUGUAUGAUGGCAAACAGCCAUCAGAUCUGACAUUUUAUUUAUAUUUUCUUGUUUUUUAUGACUCUUUUUUUUUACAUUAAAAUAUUUGGAAAUUUGUCGACGGAGCUCACGUGGCUGCACGCAAAGAUGAUUGAAUCAUGCUUGAUAUUUUUAUGAAUAAAAAAGUGAAAUGAUGGGAUGUAUUUAUUUAUUUUUAAAGUUAUGAUAAAAGCACGUGUGCGCAUGUGUGACAAAGGUCGCACACCUGCUCAACAGCAACUCCGCUGUAAAUGAUCACCUUCAUCCAGAAUUAAGAAAUAAAGCUGAAAUGUACAUCCA
Molecule: messenger RNA, 1741 nt
Organism: Oryzias latipes (Japanese medaka)
Lineage: Eukaryota; Metazoa; Chordata; Actinopteri; Beloniformes; Adrianichthyidae
Gene: foxq1b
Product: forkhead box Q1b
Biological process (GO): cell differentiation; regulation of transcription by RNA polymerase II; anatomical structure morphogenesis
Molecular function (GO): RNA polymerase II cis-regulatory region sequence-specific DNA binding; DNA-binding transcription factor activity, RNA polymerase II-specific
Source: RefSeq, a predicted model, not a curated record